AUGGCCAUAUUUGGCAAUCCGUUGGGCCUAUUUCAAGAUUUUCUCGCCAAUUGCUUCUACCAAUACGGCAUCAUCAUCAGUCGUCAUCCGCGAUUGUUCGCGCUGGGACCAUUAUGCCUCACGAUUGUGUUGUCGUUGGGCAUCUUGAAUAUGCGCACCGAGGACGACCUGCGAUUCUUGUACUCGCCGGAGCACUCGUUGUCGCGCGUCGAAUACAAUGUGCACAAGGAGUUCAGCGGUGAUUCGCACAAUAACUCGUUCGUCGCCGUCACCGUGCAGGCGAGCGGCGAUGACAAGAAUCUGCUGCAGAAGGCGAUCGCGCAGAACAUCACCAAACUCAACAAGCGUGUUCUCGAUGAGAUGGAGGUGAUCAUCGAUGGUCGAUCGAUCAAUUUCGGCAAAGAGAUUUGCUCGAGAAUGAAGCAAUGCGAGCUCAGUAAUACAAUUGUCUCAAUAUUUUUGGACACUUUUUGGAGCGAGAAGCUGCGAAAAGAUCCGCGAAUCUCAUUCGAGUACCCGACAAUGAAAUUCUUUGACAAUAAAUUCUUCCUUCCCACACACUUCUACGGCGUCCGAACUGGCGGACCACUGGGCAUCGAGUACAUCGAUAUGAUCCAUUUGAUCUAUCAGAUUCCGUCAUAUCGCGAUAAAACUUCCGAUCAGGUUUCCAAGGCUUUCGAAAUCGCUUUAAAGGAAGUGCUAGCGAAGGAGGACUAUAUCGAAACGUCAAUGUUCAGCUUGUCAAUUUUAAGGGAUGAGAUGCAGAAGAAUGCAACGUACACUAUUCCAUUCAUCUCGCUCACCGCGCUUCUCCUCAUUUGCUUCACCGUCGCCUCAUGCAUGACUGACAAUUGGGUGACAUCGAAGCCAAUCGAAGCGAUGAUUGGCAUUCUCGUCUCAUCGAUGGCGAUCGUUUCAACCGGCGGCCUUUUGUUCGCUUCCGGCCAGCCGUUCAUCAAUCAGGUCACCGUCAUGCCGUUCAUCGCCCUCAUUAUUGGCGUUGACGAUGUGUACGUGAUGCUCGGCGCGUGGCAGGACACCAAACGCAAUUUGCCGCCGGAAAAACGGAUGGCACUAGCGCUCGCUGAAGCCGGAAGCGCCAUCACCGUCACGUCGAUCACCUCGGUUUUGUCGUUCGGCAUUGGAACGUUCUCGACGACGCCGGCAAUCGCGAUUUUCUGCCGAUUCAUUUGCGUCGCCAUCAUGUUUGAUUGGUUCUAUCAGUUGACAUUCUUCGCCGCUGUGAUGGCAAUGGGCGCGAAACGCGAAGCCGCUGGAUAUCAUUGCGUUUUCGUUUGGAAACGAUGCGAUCGUGAGGAAAUAUUGAAAGGAAAAAGCGAGCAAGUCGUUUCGCCAACGAGAUAUUUCUUCGAGAACAUUUUUUCGCCAUUCAUUUGCCAUCCGAUCGUAAGAAUUAUAAUGCUAGUCGUCUACGCAUUCUACAUUCUCGCCUCAUUCUAUGGUUGCUCUCAACUCGAGCCAAAUCUGACGCCGUCAAGACUUGUUGUCGAUGAUUCGCCACUUAUACCAUAUCUUCAUUUGGCGGAGAAGAAAAUUUGGGCGGAAGGAUUGAUUGGAAGGAUUUACGUGAACAAGGCUCCAGAUUUCAGCAAGCAUCCGGAACAGAUUGACCGUAUGCUGAGCAUGGUACACGAGCUCGAAUCUACCCCAUACUCAAUGGGGCCGAAUUCGACCAACUUUUGGCUCAAUGAUUUCAACAAUUAUAGGCAAUUUUUCUCACAAGAUGACAGCAAAUUCUAUGAGACCCUCAAAUCAUUCCUUCAAGUCUCUUUUAACAGCCAUUGGGAAACCGAUAUUGUCUGGGAUUCACCGGAUAAAAGCUUCAAGACUGGGAAAAAGGUGGAGAAGUUUGUGCUCACGACGGCGUUCAAAAUUUCCGAUUGGAACGUUCGAACAAGUCUGCUCUUGAGCUGGAGGAACAUCACCUCAAAAUAUCCCGAGUUCGACGCGAUGGUCUUCGAUGAGAACAACUUCUACAGCGAUCAGAUGCUCGAACUUCAAACCACAAUCCUGUCGUCGUUGGGCACCGCGAUUCUAACCCUCAUCACCGUCUGCGUCCUAUUCAUCGCCGAGUCAUCCAUCGUGUUCUGGGUCGUCUGCACACUGAUCUCUAUGGACAUCGGCACCGCCGGAUUCCUAUCGUUGUGGGGCGCUGAUCUCGAUCCAACCACCGUUGUCAACAUCCUCAUGUCAAUCGGUCAGUGUAUCGAUUUCGCCACCCAUGUGGGCUACCGAAUCUAUCGAUCCGAAUAUUCGGAUCCCGAUAUGCGAAUCCGAGAUGCGCUGGGAGCCAUUGGAUGGCCUAUUGCGCAGUCAGGCCUCUCCACCCUAUUAGCCAUCAUGGUGAUGCUGAUGGUCCCUUCCUCGGCGGUUCGAAUGUUCGCGAGAACCAGUGUUCUGGUAGUUUCCACAGGCUUUUUCCACGGUCUUUUAAUACUUCCAAUAAUCAUAAGAUCAUUCGCUUCAAACGCCAAAGCUCAUGUCCCAACCCAUCCCCAUUAG
This is a messenger RNA of Caenorhabditis bovis, 2523 nucleotides long. Lineage: Eukaryota; Metazoa; Nematoda; Chromadorea; Rhabditida; Rhabditidae. The record is from the annotation of a GenBank genome assembly.